This is a messenger RNA of Capsicum annuum, 914 nucleotides long. Its product is annotated as protein FLOWERING LOCUS T. The transcript has 4 exons. The record is from RefSeq and is a predicted model, not a curated record. The coding region runs from base 9 to 605 and encodes 198 amino acids. NCBI's taxonomy places the organism in Eukaryota, Viridiplantae, Streptophyta, Magnoliopsida, Solanales, Solanaceae.
UUUUACUCAUGUCAGGUAACAAAAAUAAAACAAAAUUGAGUUUAUCAAUUAAGAAAAAGUUCCAUAAAAAAAACAUGCCAAGAGAUCCUUUAAUUGUUUCUGGAGUUGUUGGAGAUGUUGUGGAUCCAUUCACUAGGUGUGUGGAUUUUGGUGUUGUUUACAACAAUAGGGUUGUGGUCUACAAUGGAUGUGCCUUGAGGCCUUCACAAGUUGUCAAUCAACCUAGGGUUGAAAUUGGUGGCGACGAUCUUCGCACUUUUUACACGCUGGUUAUGGUAGACCCUGAUGCUCCAAACCCUAGCAACCCAAACCUAAGGGAGUAUCUACACUGGUUGGUCACAGAUAUCCCCGCAACUACAGGAGCAAACUUUGGCAAUGAAGUUGUAAGCUACGAGAGCCCACGUCCAUCAAUGGGAAUCCAUCGCUAUAUCUUCGUGUUGUAUCGACAAUUGGGCCGCGAGGCGAUCAAUGCGCCAGACAUAAUUGAUUCACGCCAGAAUUUUAACACCAGAGAUUUUGCUAGGUUUCAUAAUCUUGGUGUUCCUGUUGCUGCUGUUUACUUCAAUUGCAAUAGGGAAGGUGGUACUGGUGGUCGUCGUCUAUAAAUUCUACUACUAUUACUACUAUUAUACAUAUAAUAUACAUAUAGUAUACAUAUAUAUGUGCAUAUAGUAUGCAUACUAUAGUAUACUAUAUAUACACUGUUGCUCUUAUAGUGCCUUUUUUGAGGAUUCGCCACGGUACAACAAUAAUUUUGGAGAGUCCGAGAAAAUUAGUGUAUAUGUAUAUUUACUAAAGGCUUAAUAUAUACAUAGCCAACUCUUUAUAUCAUGUCAGGAUAUUUCAUUUAGUCAUUCGGACUAGAUUUUGUUUCAAUUGAGCACAUAAGCUGCUAAUAAAGUGUUUCAAUUAGA